Messenger RNA from Trifolium pratense (red clover), 1062 nucleotides. RefSeq names its product photosystem II reaction center W protein, chloroplastic-like. Lineage: Eukaryota; Viridiplantae; Streptophyta; Magnoliopsida; Fabales; Fabaceae. Gene Ontology annotation, biological process: photosynthesis. The coding region runs from base 448 to 858 and encodes 136 amino acids. The record is from RefSeq and is a predicted model, not a curated record. The transcript is spliced from 2 exons. Gene Ontology annotation, cellular component: chloroplast; photosystem II.
UGGCCAGUGGGUAUUCAAGUAUUAUUUGUGUUACUGUCAUUAUUUUGAUGAAAUACUCAUUAUUCACAAAACUUCAAACCAAUUACUUUUUCUGUUAAAUUAACCACACUACGAUACGUGGUGAAUGAUAGUAGUAUUCAGGAAUAUGCUGUUUCCUGUAUUGUAGUUCUAGUACUAAUGAGGAAGACACGAUUGUGCCAGUGAAGUAUUAUUGGACAGCAAACAUAUUAUGUGACACGUGUAUUAAAUUGAUUCGAUAUUUACAGAUAUGAAAAUCUAACAACGUGUCUUCAUUUUUCAAUCUAUCCACGCUGUGUGGUGCGUAGGAUGACAGUGCACCAAUGAUAACAACUAUUAGACAUAUUUUCCCAUUUGAAUGAAGUAAACAAAAGUCUGAACAGAAGUUGCCUACCCUUACUCUGAAACCUGAAUCAAUAUUGAAGAACAAUGGCAUCCAUUAUUACUAGCACCCCUACAUCUUCAAUCCUCCGCACAGGUCUUGUGCAAAAGCAACCUCUUGGAGUCUCAUUCCAGAACAUUGUUGGAUUGCCAGCAAUGACUAAGGUUGGAAGAGUGAGGUGUUCCAUUGAAGGAAAGCCUGACGUGCAAGAAAGCAGGUCAAACUUAGGGAUGGGAGCAUCCUUAAUAGCAGCUAUCUCUGUUGCAACUUUGUCAAGCCCAGCAGCCAUGGCUUUGGUGGAUGAAAGACUGAGCACUGAAGGAACUGGACUUCCCUUUGGCCUUAGCAACAACCUUCUUGGUUGGAUCUUGUUUGGUGUCUUCGGUUUUAUAUGGGCACUCUAUUUUGUCUAUGCUUCAUCCCUUGAUGAGGAUGAAGAUUCUGGUUUGUCUCUAUAAAACCAACUCCAAAAGACAUGGAAGGUAGAAAUUGCACAGUUCAGUCCUUAUUUGUUGUAUUAAAAUACUAGUGUAUUUAUGCUAAGUUCCGACUUUCAAAUAUAUGAUUUUUAUUUGUUGUACUCUCACAAAUGAUGUAUCAAACCAAUUUGGAUACAUUUUUCAGUUUAAUAAUUUUAGUUCUAAUAAAAUUUAAGUCGAGAA